This is a messenger RNA of Ananas comosus (pineapple), 1066 nucleotides long. RefSeq lists its product as uncharacterized. The record is from RefSeq and is a predicted model, not a curated record. The transcript is spliced from 3 exons. The coding region runs from base 115 to 708 and encodes 197 amino acids. Lineage: Eukaryota; Viridiplantae; Streptophyta; Magnoliopsida; Poales; Bromeliaceae.
UUUUUACACACACACUCUCUCUCUCUCAAAUCCAAAUCGAAUUUUGUGCCCAAUUGUUUGAUCCUUCGUCCUCGAAAAACCCUAAUUUGAGGCCGAAAUCCUAGAGUUUCCGCCAUGAAAUUCGGCGUCCGCGAGGGAUCGAAGGCGAGGAGGAUCCCAUUUUCGUUGCCCCGCAGGAAGAGAAACCCUAACAAUGGCGAUGGGGCAUUGGGAUCCAAUCGCAACUCCCUCGGAUCCGAUUCGGGUAGUAAAGAUGAUGCUUUCUUCGAAUCGAGGCCGUGUUUGGAUUCGGAUUGCGAAGAUGAUUUCUUCAGCGUAAAUGGGGACUUCACUCCUUCGCGAGGAAGUACUCCGAACCAUCAUUUCGCCACCCCUCGACGAUCUCAAGCAUCCAAAUCCUCCCCUCUGGGCUUUAGUCCUAACUCUCCGCCUGAAUCUUCUCCGAAUCAUCAAAAACAGAAGCUCUCCGAACUUCUUCAGGAGAACCAAGAAGGCGAGGAGGAUGCCACCACGAAAAACACCGAAAACGGGGCGACCAAAAGCGGCGCGGAAAUGGAAAACCUCAAUCUCAAUACCAACUCCGGUAAAAUAGAAACGAAGCGAAAGAAAGAGAGAGAGUUCAAGAGCAUGCAGUGUUGCUUGCCGAACCUUGCGCGAAGCCUCAGCUCCAAGGAGAGGAGGAAGCCGAAAACGAGCCCUGCUCACUGAAAACGGCUUUUCGCCACAGCUCGCUCUUGCGAAGUGCUUGUAUGUUCAUACCAUACAUGGUUUUCGCAGAUUCCCCGACAACAAUGUACAUGAUACAGAGCCAUUACACAAGAUGUGUUCUUUGUUGAGAUGUAUAGGGAGAAAUAUGGUGCUGUUUUAUUCGCCGUCGCUUAUCGACGCGUCGGCGGCGGCGAUUGAUUCUUGAAAUAACUGUUUGAGAGUGUUUGAGAGGUGUUACAGUUUAGUUUCUGAGGGAAGUUCUAAGAUUGCUGGAACUCUUUGAGUGUAAGAUUUGAAAAAUGUAAACAACAGUGAGAUAAAAUUUAAUUUGUUAUAACUUUUUGCUUGAAUUUUUUUU